AUGAGACCGUUAUUGAGGCCGUUUGCUAAUGCCUCGUCCAUACUGGCCAGACAACGCGCCAUAUUCUUACAAUCAAGACUCGCUUCUGGUGGUUCUGUUCAACAACAUGGUCAUGGACAUGGAGCUGCUGUCGACGACCAUCACCACGAUGACCACCAUCAUGCCGUAGCUGGUGAAGAACCAAGUGGCUACUUGUUCGGUGAAACGCCUGCUCAGGCCAAGAAAUGGUACUGGUGGGAGCCGAUGUGGUACUUCGGAUACCUGCUACCCAUGGGUGUCUGUGAUGCGGCCAAGAUUGAAGCUCAUAGACGAUUAGCUGCUCGUGGUGAAACAUUUGGAUGGCCAUUACCACCUAGCUACUCUGAUAAAUCAACCUAA
Synchytrium microbalum is the source of this 378-nucleotide messenger RNA. RefSeq lists its product as uncharacterized. The coding region runs from base 1 to 378 and encodes 125 amino acids. NCBI's taxonomy places the organism in Eukaryota, Fungi, Chytridiomycota, Chytridiomycetes, Synchytriales, Synchytriaceae. The transcript has 3 exons. The record is from RefSeq and is a predicted model, not a curated record.